GAUGGCAGUGGUUUCCUUAUAGCUGACGUAAGCCUAGGGAAGGUUAAGUCGAACUUUCUAAUAUUGGAUGGUUACUGGUGCUGUGUUGAAUCAUUGUACUAAUUGCUGGAAAAACAACCAGCCUCUGAACCCUGUUAUAGAGGUAUACCAACCACUGGGUGUUCAUGAGGAAAAAAGGCAAAUGGGAAAACUAAUGUAAAUCCCCAGGAGUGCUUAUUAUAUCCUGCUGCUGAAGCAUCUAGAGACUUUGCAGAAAAGGUCAAAACACUUCUGCGGUGACGGCAAGAGGGACUUGAAUCUUAUCUGAGAUCGUGACAAUGGGCAUACCUGGAAGGCUCAUCGCCGUCCCAUUCAGCAAACAGUUAGGUGUGAAGGAUCGGAUUCGGAUUCGAGCUGCUUCCAUCCCGAAGCUGGAGGCCUUCUACAAACAGAACAGCCGGCAACCGUCACACGCUGAGGUGGUGAGCUUGGGGAAGCAGUGCGGACUCUCUCAGAGAAAAAUCCAGACGUGGUUCAGACACAGAAGGAACCAGGACCGACCCAGCAAUACCAAAAAGUUCUGCGAGGCCUCUUGGCGGUUUGCCUUCUACCUUGUAGCGUUCACAGCAGGGUUUGGCUCAUUAAUUAAUACUCCAUGGUUGUGGGAUCACAGAGAGUGUUGGAGGGGAUAUCCCAAACAGCCCGUGGCUGAGGCUCAUUACUGGUAUUACAUCCUGGAAAUGGGUUUCUAUUUGUCGCUGCUCAUGUGCGUCUCUGUGGAUGUCAAGCGAAAAGAUUUCAAGGAGCAGGUAAUUCAUCACAUUGCCACCAUUUUCCUCGUUGGUUUCUCCUACUGUGCCAACUAUGUGAGAGUUGGAACUCUGGUGAUGCUGGUGCAUGACUCCUCUGACUUCCUUCUCGAGUCUGCUAAGAUGUUUCACUAUGCCGGCUGGACGAGGACGUGUGACUCGCUGUUUGUCGUCUUUGCUCUCAUCUUCCUUGUAACAAGGCUGGUGGUGUUUCCUGGCAGAGUCAUCCACACAACGCUGGUGGUGUCUCUCGAAUUCUUCCAGCCCUUCUUUGGUUAUUAUUUCUUCAAUGCCCUGCUGCUAAUUCUGCAAGCCCUGCACGUCUUCUGGGCAUAUCUCAUCCUGCGUAUGGUCUACAAGUUUGUGUUCUUGGGCAAGGUUGAGCGUGAUGAACGCAGUGAUGAGGAGAGUGAGGUGGAUGAUGAAGAGGAGGAGGAGGAACCGGAGGAAGAAGGGGACGAAUGCAGCUGGGAGCAAAGGAAGGGUGCAAUUAACUCCAAAUUGGCAUCGCUGGCUAACAACUGUGUCCUGAACAACCUGACCAACCAGAGGAAUAUAAACAGCAGACUGCCCAAAGCCAGAUAGUGGAGGAGCCCCCUUCCUCGUCUACCAAGCCUCACUGGAAAAAUAUGGAGAUGAUCUUAUUUCUGACAUACGAUAACUUCAUGCGGCUUGUGAACAUCCAGCAUGGUCCAUUGAUGAUUUCACAUCAGGGUAGGUCUGCAUCCUGCUGAUCUUCAAAAAAGAGGGCGAAGAAGCACAGAUGAUUGUAAAUCUGCACACCCAGUGUGAGAUUAGGAAGAAACGCCAUCAUUACUGUCACCCAUACCACUGCAUAUUGUAAAAAAAUUCAUUGGCAAGGAGACAUUAAAAAUCUCCUUACAUCUAAUAACAAUUAUAUGUUUUAUUUGUAUUUAUGCUGUUUGUUUUCAUUGUAUUAUAUUAGCUUGUUUGUAUGUACCUAUGGAUAGAAACUGUGCUACAAUUCAUUUAUCCUUUCUUUGGUCACCAAGAGAAACUAAAUGUUUUUAUACAGGAUCAAGCUGUUACCUAAUAUGUGUUAUAAUAUGUUUCAAACAGAGGAAACUAAAGCUAGAAUGAGGUAGUUAUUCACUCCCCCAGCUUUGUAUCCACAUACACAGUAUGGCUGAUUGUACAGAGACUAUGAAAAACAUUGAUUGUAGUAAAUCUGUUGACAAACCACUUUAUAGACUAUUUUUAUGAACCAUUUACUCAACAGGUAAUUUUUACAUUGUUUUAAUCUGUGGCAGAAAUGCAUAAAAGUUCAUUAGGAACUAUGAAAAAAUUAUAUUUUUCUGUGAUAGGAUUUGAUUUAGUCAGUUCAGUUCAGUUCUUAGAAGAGAUGUGGUGCCCCCUGGUGCACAGAGAAGAACGUAGCCUUGUAGUGAAGACUGAUAAAAUUAUGCCUUUAGAGAAAAAAAUGUACUGCUCCUAGAAAUAUGGGCUUGAAUCAGAUGUGUAUGUGUGUGUAUGUGUGUGUGUCUGUGUGUGUCUGUGUGUGUCUGUGUGUGUAUGUGUUUCAUUUUCUACUUUAAACAUUAUGACAGGCAGCAUGAUUUCUCAACGAGGUUUUUGUUAAAGUUUGCUCUACUGUACUUUGUUUUGUGCCUUGGCUGCUGUUUUUAAACCAAUCUGUGACAAGCACUUGAUAUUAAGCUCUGUGUGUUAGUAGGAUUACCUUUACUGGACAAACACAUUGACCAGGCCUUACUGUGACUUGUUUUAACGUUUUGCUUGUAUUGCUGGUCAGACGGGCAGCACCUGGGCAAGCCAUGAAGAGUGUGGGCAUUAGAUAGGCAUCAGUGAAGACGUGAGAUAUGUUAGACAGUGAAGUCUACAAAGGUCAAACGCUUUAAGGCUCAGAUUGAGAAAAGUCUCAGAGAAAUGUGAAGUUUUAAUUGUUUUUUUAUAAAAGCUGAGGGCAUAUUUUGAUAUGACUAGACUGGGGUCUAAUACCGUACUGGGUAGAAAGAGAUCAUUGGAUUUUACAUGUAUUCAUCCAACAUACUGGAACACACACCUGACAUGAGUCAUUAUCUAUAAUGUUGUUUGGCUCCAGGUUUGUAUGUUCUUGAUUGUCAGUACAAUACAACACAGAGAUAUUGUUCAUAAAAUGCAUUAUACUCAUACACAGUGUCAUUCACGAUCAAAAAGUCAGUAAGGGCAACUCUUUCAGAUAUGUAGUUGCUGUCCCCACAAACUGCAUCUAAGACAAGUGUGACAGGAGUAGAAACAGGGCUGUGUCUGACUCUGACGAGGGACUUAAGUAGCACUGAGACCCACAGUACAAAGUGGGAUUGAAAAUGAGUUUGUAGAGCACUUAAAGGGCUGAUCCGCUGAAUUACACACGUAUGACCAUCACUACGAUAUUUUUUUUUUUUUUUUUUA
Seriola dumerili (greater amberjack) is the source of this 3197-nucleotide messenger RNA. RefSeq names its product ceramide synthase 2-like. NCBI's taxonomy places the organism in Eukaryota, Metazoa, Chordata, Actinopteri, Carangiformes, Carangidae. Gene Ontology annotation, cellular component: membrane. Bases 318 to 1373 code for a protein of 351 amino acids. The record is from RefSeq and is a predicted model, not a curated record. Gene Ontology annotation, molecular function: DNA binding; sphingosine N-acyltransferase activity. Gene Ontology annotation, biological process: ceramide biosynthetic process. The transcript is spliced from 10 exons.